Molecule: messenger RNA, 369 nt
Organism: Gossypium arboreum
Lineage: Eukaryota; Viridiplantae; Streptophyta; Magnoliopsida; Malvales; Malvaceae
Product: 40S ribosomal protein S20-2-like
Exons: 3
Coding region: 1-369 (122 amino acids)
Biological process (GO): translation
Cellular component (GO): cytosolic small ribosomal subunit; ribosome
Molecular function (GO): structural constituent of ribosome
Source: RefSeq, a predicted model, not a curated record
AUGACAUAUGCACCCAUGAAGCCUACUAAGCCUGGUUAUGAAGAACCACGUGAGCAAAUACGUAAGAUAAAGAUUACCCUUUGUUCAAAAAAUGUGAAGAACUUGGAGAAAGUUUGCAGUGAUUUGAUCCAAGCUGCUAAAGCUAAAGCUAUUAGGGUUAAGGGACCGGUGAGAAUACCUACAAAAGUCCUACGUAUCACAACGAGGAAGGCUCCUUGUGGUGAAGGAACCAACACAUGGGACAUAUAUGAGCUAAGGAUCCACAAGAGAUUGAUAGAUUUGUAUAGCACACCAGAUGUGGUGAAGCAAGUCACUUCAAUUACCAUGGAACCUGGUGUUCAAGUUGAAGUUACUAUUGUUGAUGUUUGA